Molecule: messenger RNA, 2113 nt
Organism: Ictalurus furcatus (blue catfish)
Lineage: Eukaryota; Metazoa; Chordata; Actinopteri; Siluriformes; Ictaluridae
Gene: ece2a
Product: endothelin converting enzyme 2a
Exons: 3
Coding region: 193-924 (243 amino acids)
Molecular function (GO): S-adenosylmethionine-dependent methyltransferase activity
Source: RefSeq, a predicted model, not a curated record
GGCUUUACCCGCACACUGUGAGGGAAGCGCGAGUUUCCUGUAUUUAAUUCAACCUGAGAGUGAAACAGUCCACUGAUCACACUGUGGUGUUGUUGUGUAAAUCACAUGCUUUCUUGCUAUUACAUGUGUAUAUCAGAAAGCACUGUCAAGCUGUUGCUAGUAAAUUAGCCACUACUGCUAUACCGGAGUAGUAUGGAGUAUUUACCCGGCUGUAAUAAGAGAUAUAAAGACGUGGAGUACUGGAAUGAACGGUACCAAACCGAAGAGACUUUUGAGUGGUUUGGGGACUUCGCCAAAUUCCGCCAUCUUCUGGUCCAGCAUGUGAGAAAAGAGGAAAACAUCCUGAUGUUAGGUUGCGGGAACAGCGCUCUAAGCUUGCACAUGUACCUGGCCGGCUACACGACCAUCACUAACGUGGACUACUCAAGUGUGUGUGUGGAGAGCAUGGCCCAGCGUCACAUUGACUGCAUGGGCAUGAGCUGGGUGUGCAUGGAUGCUCGUCGUCUGGCUUUCCCUGAUUCCUCAUUUGAUGUGGUCAUGGAAAAGGGCACACUGGAUGCCAUGCUUGUGGAGGAACGAGACCCCUGGAACAUUUCAGAUGCCAGCAUCCAGCUACUGCACGAAGUUCUCAAAGAGAUCAGUAGGGUCCUAAAGCCUGGAGGUCGUUUUGUGUCAGUGACCUUUGCACAGCCACACUUCCGGAAGAAACUGUAUGCUCGCCAAGAGUAUGGCUGGUCCAUCAACCAUUAUCACUACGGCGACAGCUUCCACUACUUUCUUUAUGUCCUCACCAAAGGGGAGGAGCUUAGCCCAGAAGAUGCUGCAUUAGAGAGAAGGGUGCAUUCCCAGACGGAUGACCUGCCCACUGUGGUCACAUUUCCGGAAGAUGAAAAUGAGGACUUCCUCACUAACAUUGGCCUGUAAAAUCUUGUAACAGUGAGCUCAGCCAAGGAAAACAAAGACCUCUGGUUUUCUGAUAGUUACGUUUUAAAUGCUUUUUUACUAGGGAUUCAAUAUGGUAAUGUUAUAUGGAACAUCAUGGAAUGUUUUUUGUUUGUUUGUUUCCUGGGUGUUUUAUUGUUUUAUUAGAAAAUUUUUGAUUAGAAAAUUAUCAGGUCCUUGAAAUCUGAAUGUGAUUUCAGAUUUGUACAAAUGCAAUGUAUAAGGUCAUGUUAGAUUUUGUUAGCUUUGGAUAUCAGUAGGAAUUUUAUUGAAUUUUGCCAUAAUUUUGGUAAAAUUAUAUUUUUGUAAUAUGGGUGCUUUUUAAAAAAAAAUAAAAAUAAAAUAAUAAUAAUAAUAAAAUUUAAAAAAUCUGAUAAUAUUCUUCUUCUCCUUCCCUCUGUCUCCCUCCAGUUUAUGAUUUCUUGUCUCUUUCCUCUAGUCUGGCCUAACUUCUACAUGCUGUGUUAUGGGUAUAAAAUAGGCUAAACUCAUUUGACAUUUUUACAUUCAUACAGAGACAGCCCUGUCAUAGAUUAAUCCCCAAACAACAAACUGUUUCAUUUGCUAUUUUCAGGAAACUGAGCAUGUGUGCGCAGACACAUCCUGUUGUAAAUGAGGUUUAAAUUUUCUACUGGCCACCAGGACUUGGUGACAUUAAUUAAUAAACCAGAAAUCAUUUAUUUUUAAUUUUGCUCUGAAAUCUAAUUACUAGCUAUUUUUAAAGAAUGGAAAAAGGUGCUGUCAUGAUCCAAAUAGAAGCCUGUGCAUUAUACCGUGUUCCCUGUUUUUCCCUUCACCAUGUUUCCAGUGUUUUUUCUCCCUUGUGUUUCUGGUAAUGUGUGUGUGCACUCCACCUCUGGGGCUGUCGGAUUGAAUCAUUGACUCACCUGCUUCUCAUCAGCUCAUCAAUCAGCAGUGUAUAUAAUCCCCGGUUCUUCAGCCACUCAUCACCAGAUUGUUCUGGCUUCAGUACGGUACACUUCCGGUCUUCCUCACUUUUGUUUUCCUUGUUAUGUCUAGUGUUUUUGUUGUAGAGUUUCCCUGUGCUUAUCUGGGUUUUUUUUCUGUGUUCCAGGUUAACUGCUCUCGCUCCCUUUCUGUUCACUUUCAGCUCACUUGCUGUUACGCCCAGCCCUGCCUUGUGGUGGAUCUCCUGCUCCAAGUUCGAGCC